Molecule: messenger RNA, 2956 nt
Organism: Malurus melanocephalus (red-backed fairy wren)
Lineage: Eukaryota; Metazoa; Chordata; Aves; Passeriformes; Maluridae
Gene: MMP17
Product: matrix metallopeptidase 17
Exons: 10
Coding region: 454-2223 (589 amino acids)
Biological process (GO): proteolysis; extracellular matrix organization; collagen catabolic process
Cellular component (GO): extracellular matrix
Molecular function (GO): metalloendopeptidase activity; zinc ion binding
Source: RefSeq, a predicted model, not a curated record
CUCCUGCCAUCCUCGGUCGCGGGCCGCGCAGAGGUGCAUGGCAGCGGCGCCGGAGCUGCGGCGGCCCCCAGCAGCAGCAGCAGCAGCAGCUGCCGAGCCGCGCUCUGCUCCGCGCCAGCGCCCGCAGCAACUUUGCCGCUUCGCAGGCUGCGGGAGCGGGGCGAUGUUGUGACGGCGCACCCGGCGGCGGAGCCUCCUCGGCAGUGCGGAGCAGCGCGGAGCAGAGUCCCCCCAGCCUCCCUCUCCCGCGGGGCGGAGCGGAGCAUCCCCACCUCCCUCCUCCGCGGAGSAGCGCGGCACGGAGCGGAGCCCUCCCGCCUCUCUCCCUCCCUCCUUCCCUGCCUGCCUCCCUCCCCGGCGGCGGACGCAGCCCGGGGCGGGAGCGCGGAUGCGGCGCGGAGCCCGGAGAAGCCCAUCGCGGGGCCGGGGCCGGGCGGCGCGACGCGCGGGGGAAUGCUGAGCCCCGCCGCCCGGCACCGCGCCCGCCGCCGGGAGAUGCUCCUCGUGCUCGCUCUGUGGCUGGCGUGGCAAGAAGCGCCCGCGGCGCCGACCCCAGCGGCGGAGGACAUCACCCGGGGAGUUGACUGGCUGACAAAAUUUGGGUACCUGCCUCCUCCGGAUCCUGUGACGGGGCAGCUGCAGACGCAAGAAGAGCUCACCAAGGCCAUCACCGCCAUGCAGAGGUUCGGGGGGCUUGAGGCCACGGGAGUCCUAGAUGAAGCUACCCUGGAGCUGAUGAAGACCCCUCGCUGCUCUCUGCCCGACCUAGCCACUGCAGAGACCAGGAGGAAACGAUUUGCCCAGGCUGUCACCAAGUGGAGCAAAAGAAACUUGUCCUGGAGAGUUCGCACCUUCCCGAAGGAGUCCCACCUGGGCCAUGACACUGUCCGAGCCCUGAUGUACUACGCCCUGAAGGUCUGGAGUGACAUCACCCCGCUGAAUUUCCACGAAGUGGCAGGAAACAAUGCCGAUAUCCAGAUAGACUUCUCCAAGGCGGAUCACGAUGACGGCUAUCCGUUUGACGGGCCCGGUGGCACGGUGGCGCACGCUUUCUUCCCUGGAGACCAUCGCACGGCAGGGGACACACAUUUUGACGAUGACGAGUAUUGGACCUUCCGAUCAUCGGAUGCUCACGGGUUGGACCUAUUUGCCGUAGCAGUCCAUGAGUUUGGCCACGCCAUUGGCUUGACCCACAUCUCUGCUAUAGAGUCUAUCAUGAGACCCUACUACCAAGGUCCAGUGGGGGAUCCUCUGAAGUAYGACCUGCCUUACGAGGACAAAGUCCGGAUCUGGCAACUCUAUGGAGUCAGGGAAUCUGUGUCCCCCACGGCCAAGGCCGAAGUAAGCCAAACAGAUGACCAUCCAAUCCUACCGGAGCUGCCAGAGAACCGUUCCACCAUCCCGCUCAGGCGGGACGUACCCGACAGAUGCAACACGCAUUUCGAUGCAGCGGCCCAGAUCCGCGGAGAGGCUUUCUUCUUCAAAGGCAAGUACUUCUGGAGACUGACUCGCAAUAAGCACUUGGUCUCCCUCCAGCCGGCUCAGAUCCACCGUUUCUGGCGGGGCUUACCUCUCAACCUGGACAAUCUCGACGCAGUUUACGAGAGAACCAGCGACCACAAGAUCGUCUUCUUCAAAGGAGACAGAUACUGGGUCUUCAAAGACAACAAUGUGGAAGAAGGGUACCCACGGCCCAUCUCGGACUUUGGCCUGCCCCCGGGAGGAAUCGAUGCCGCUUUCUCCUGGGCUCACAAUGACAAGACUUAUUUCUUUAAGGACAAUCUCUACUGGCGCUACAACGACCACGAGCGGAGGAUGGAUCCCGGGUAUCCUUCGGAGACCAUCCCGUGGAAGGGAAUACACAGCCCUUUAGAUGAUGCCAUGAGAUGGUCAGAUGGUGCAAGUUACUUCUUCAGGGGCAAGGAGUAUUGGAAAGUGCUGGAUGGCGAGCCGGAGGCGCAGCCCGGGUACCCGCAGUCCAUCGCCAGGGACUGGCUGGCGUGUGGCGACAUGCAGGCCGAUGCCCCCGAGGCGGCCGGGAGCAGCAGGACCGGGGCACGCUCCAGGCCCGGGCAGCACGAUGAAAGCCGCUCCAAGAAYGGCUACGAGGUCUGCUCCUGCACCUCGGGUGUCCUAUCUCUGCAACCUCACCCUGUAUCUGGACUGACAGCCGGCCUCAUUCCGGCUGUGUGGAYGGCAGCACUGCUGUACGCGGCCCUAUAACGGCUCACCUCACCGGCGGUACGACACCAUGGUGCUCCAGGAUACAAUUCCGCGAUGCUAACUGCUGUGGGCAGAAAAAAGAACAUUCCUAGGAACGUGCCAGUGAAGCGUUAGAAUUCUCUAUGAGAAAUGAACAGYGGUUUUGGGGUUUUCUUUCUUUUUAAUUUUAGUUUAAAGGUCUAACAACAGAUCUGACUUCUGCAUUUUCKUAUUCCUCCAUCCAGUUAAAGAUGAGAGCGGCCUCAUGUUAAAUUUAGAAACGCUCCUUAGAGACGUGUUGCUCUGGAUGUUUAACCACAGCAAACAAGGGAGGGGCUAGCUCCUGGGAUAGACUGGGGACAGAAAAGAUGCUGCUGWCAUAGAUGGUGACAGAAAGGCAGCAGGCAGGAAGUAGUUAUGUACACAUCCCAUUGGAUGCAGUAGAUACAAGAAACUGUGACUCCAUUAAGAUUAACUGCACGGUGAUCAUUAUUUUACUCCACUAAGAUUAACUGCAAGGUGAUCAUUAUUUUACUGUCAGACCUGCUGUGGACACUGGUGUGUGGUUUACUUGUAUCAGUUUCUAUGGGUCAGAAACACCUCUGCCUUUCAGAAGGUACCGCGCCUAUCUUUGUAUGAGUCAUUGGAAUUUAACAAUUUCUCUAAUAAACCUUGGCUGCCUACUCAGAGAUCUCUCGGUCCCGUGCCAGACCGAGCCCGCCACCUGCGGCUAGGCUCAGCCCACCGAGGCUCC